Messenger RNA from Archocentrus centrarchus (flier cichlid), 4939 nucleotides. It is a transcript of the gene ubac1, whose product is annotated as UBA domain containing 1. Gene Ontology annotation, cellular component: ubiquitin ligase complex. Gene Ontology annotation, molecular function: protein binding. The record is from RefSeq and is a predicted model, not a curated record. Bases 306 to 1577 code for a protein of 423 amino acids. Lineage: Eukaryota; Metazoa; Chordata; Actinopteri; Cichliformes; Cichlidae. The transcript has 10 exons.
AGUUCAAAGUUCAAUCAUUACAGUAAAAAUAGGGUUUUCGCUAGUUACUGCUUGUGUGCUAACGGGGGAAAACAAGAAACUCGCCUUGCAGAGAGAGCUGUUAUUCGGCUGCCACCGCAGCGAAAACCGACCGAGGAACCCCGAAAUGGCCCGCAGCUAAUCGGUGCCCGCUCUCGCUCUGGUGUCGGUGGAUUUACAGACGACGGCUAGCUGAGUGCUAACCUUAGCACGUAAGCUUGCCAAAUAGACACAUAGCAACUGCUGCUAGCUAUCGUCACUGGACUGGUACUGUUUAGUCUGCAGCUAUGUUCGUGCAGGAGGAGAAAAUAUUUGCCGGGAAAGUGCUGAAAAUCCACAUCAGCACCAUGGACGGCACGGAGUGGUUGGAGGAGGUCACGGAAGACACGACUGUUGAGAAACUAAAGGAGAAGUGCUUGAAACAUUGUGUACAUGUAAGUCUAGAGGAUCCCAAAACUCUUACACACCAUAAACUUAUUCAUGCUGCUACAGAAAGAGUCCUCACCGACACGAAAACUGUUGCUGAUGAAAAUCUCAAAGAUAAAGAUGUUUUGCUGCUCAUAAAGAAAAGACCGCCGCCAACCGCUCCAAAGAUGGCUGACGUUGGUUCAGAAGAAAAGAAGAAACAAGAAAACAAAGCUCCAGACAAAGAUGCUAUUCUGAAGGCUACCGCCAACCUGUCCACACGGCACGCUGACCGCACUGUUACGCAGCACAACAUCAGAGAUUUUCAAACAGAGCUUAGGAAAAUCCUGGUGUCUCUCAUUGAAGUCGCCCAGAAGCUUCUUGCCUUGAACCCUGAUGCUGUUGAACUGUUCAAAAAGGCAAAUGCGAUGCUGGAUGAAGACGAAGAGGAUCGAGUAGAUGAAACAGCCCUCCAGCAGCUCACUGAGAUGGGUUUUCCUGAGAGCAGAGCAAUCAAAGCUCUCAGAUUGAACCACAUGUCAGUGACCCAGGCUAUGGAGUGGCUGAUCGAGCAUGUAGAUGACCCCUCUGUGGACACACCACUACCAGGCCAGGACUCUUCUGGGGCAGCAGGAGCUACAGCAGCCGCCACCCCGGGCCCCUCCCCUUCAGCCUCUGCUUCAGCCUCCGGUCCUAACCCUCACCGCAGCCUCUCCAGCCAGUCGAGCACAGACGAGAGCAGCAAGCAGGAUGAACUCACAGAGAUCUUCAAGAGGAUCCGCAGGAAAAGGGAGUUCAGGCCAGAUUCAAGGGCAGUCAUUGCAUUGAUGGAGAUGGGCUUUGAUGAGAAGGAGGUAGUCGAUGCUCUGAGAGUGAAUAACAACCAACAGGAUGCAGCGUGUGAGUGGUUGCUGGGAGACAGGAAACCUUCUCCAGAAGAUCUGGACAAAGGCAUCGACACCAACAGCCCGCUGUUCCAAGCCAUCCUGGAAAAUCCAGUGGUCCAGUUGGGUCUAACCAAUCCUAAAACUCUGCUAGCAUUUGAAGACAUGCUGGAGAAUCCGCUGAACAGUACCCAGUGGAUGAACGACCCAGAGACCGGCCCUGUCAUGCUCCAAAUAUCCAGAAUCUUCCAGACCCUCAAUCGCACGUAGAGCUUCCUGGUGACCCCCUGUGUGACUGUGGCAGCUUUGUGUGUGUGUGUGUGUGUUUGAUUAUGUUGAGAUGUGUGUGUCUGUGUGAGUGAGUGUGGGAGAGACACGAGUAUUGUUGUUUUUGUUUGGGUUUUUUUGCCUUGUAAAGACAAAGCUAGAGGAGUCAAAGUAUGAAUGAAGAUGUUACACAUAGAACUAUUUAUAACAAUACAGUAAAAACACUUAUACAAAACAGAUGCUAACAAAGUUAUUAUUACAGUAAUAAUAAUAUAAAUUGAGAUUUAGUAUGUUGUUUUUACAUUUUAAUGAUAACAAUUUAUAGGUAUGACAGACAUGAUUUAUUUUAUAUAAUUUGUCCACAUGUAAAAAAUGACAUCAGACAUCAAUUUAAUGUUUACACUUCAAAGAAAACAGUUUUUGUAUGUUUUGCAAUAUUUAAAAAUGAACUGCAUUUUUUGCUGUCUCUUUAAAUUGUUCCAUCAGUGGUGAAUGUGUGGAAGGCUUCUGUCACAUGUUCUUCUCUCUUAAUCCAAAUUAACUGCUUAUAAUUGAGCGGGAAAAGUUGAGCUUGUUGAAAACAGGCUCGUCAGAUGCGUCACCUCUCUCCAUUCAUGCCUGUGAGGUCACUGUAAGUCCACCUCCUCUAUUUAAAGAGGAUUUUUUUUUUUUUUAAACAUUCAUCUUUCAGCUUCUUCAAACAUAUUUAUUUGACUUUAUUGCCUUCUAGAGGAAAACUGUACACUAAUCUGUGUCUCAGUCAUGUUUUACAAGAUUUUAUAUUAGGCCUGUGUGUUUACUGUCGAUGUGCUCUUGAAUGUCAUGUUAUCAUGUUGCCCUCAUCUAGCACUUCUUCACCUCUAUGACUAUCGUGUACUGCGGCACUAGUACAAGGAAAAAGAAGGGUUUUAUGUCUUGUCUCAAAAGGAUGUAGUAGUAGUAGUAGUAGUAGUAGUAGUAGUAGUGAAGAAGUGAAGCUCAUCAAAAGAUGGUUGCCUUUUUAAACUUAAAUUUGAAUGAUGGAGAUGCAUGCUCACUUCAUGCUUGAGUGGUGCGGGUGUCUUCAUACAUAUGUGGAAAUAAUAGAAGUUGAGAUGCAACCAGUUUAGAUGUUUUGGUUUGCUUGUUUUUUUUUUUUUGUGUUUUUUUUCUUUUGAGAACAACAAACAUUUAUGCUGUCAAACCAAAAUGUCACUGUAUAACCUGCCUUGUCAUUAGAUGUAUCCAGUGGAAAAAAAAAAAAUACCCCAUAUUUCUGUGCAAUAGCAAGGACUUCUGUUGACCUGUAUAGACAUAUAUUUGAGUGUUAGAGAUGUGUGAACUGCAAUGGGUAGUGUGUUAAUAAUAGCCUUUGCAUUGAGUACAAAGUCUCCAGCUACAACAAGGAGAGCGUUGCCUCUCCUUGUUGUGCAAGAGGUUUAAAAACAAUAGGGGAGGGUGGUGUGUUUUGCCAAGUUUUUGAGUGUUUUAUUCAAUAUUUAAAAUGUGGUAUUGAUGUGACUUUUUGCUCAGGGAGGCUGAGAUUGUUUUCCUAAUCCUGUCAUUAUGGCAAACCUCCGCUCAACCCCUUCUAGUUUGGUAUUUGAGAAAUGGCUUUAACGAAUCUGUCUAGAACUUUGCCUCUGAAUAGAGCACCUCAUCACAUGGUUUCGUAAAUGCAAUAUUUGAAAAUAUUUAAAUGUUUUUAGAGAAAAUUGUCUGGUUGAGCUAUGUAUUACAUUAUUUAUAUCAAAGCCAAACUAGUAAUGCGUUCAUAUUUAUAACAUUUUUAGCAAGCCUUGAAGCUAAUCUGCAAAUGUGAAGAAGAAAAAAACUACAGUGCUUCAAAUGUUGUUUUUACAAACCAUCAUUAAAAUGUGCUUAUGGACUGGUAGGUGACAGUGUGAUACAAAGUGAUGCAGCAUGUUUGAAUCUCUGGAAGCCUCUCUGCACACUUUCUGCACCAGAGUGACCAGUUGUCUCACCACCUCCAUGCUUUGCAUUGGCAUGCAUACAAAUCCAUCUUUCCCUCUUAAUAUUCCCAAACAAACAUUGGGAGAUUGUACGCUCGUGAAAGAAACGGCCGCAGGAAACGCUGACGUCUUUGAAAACGUUCAGCAGGAACCAGAGCUAACAAAGUGAAUGUUAUUGCUGAGGGACGGUGAAGAGAGAGUCGUUGGAGUCGGAUUAUUGUUUCACCCAGCCUUCAUGUCGGACUGUCCCAGAUCAACAACCUAUGCAAUAUGCUCACAGUCUGUUCGUUCAAGCAGCCUGACGGCUACUGGCAUCAAAAUCACUAUUGCAUUAAAAUUAUUUUUUGUGGUUGUAUUCUGUGUUUUUGUUUUAUAGCAAUGCCAUUUUGGAAAUCAGUAUGGAAUACAGGCCAGCUUUAAAUGGAUGGAGUUAGUCUACCAGUAUACAUUAAAAUUAGUUACAUUUACUAUUUGAAGAAAAUAUCACUAAAUUUUAGUUUAUCUGAUAUUUGAUUUACUUUUAUCUCCGCCUGUUUUUUCCCCAUGUGUUUACGACAUGUACAGUGUGUGUGAAGUUCAUUUAAACUGAACUGAAGUCCUAUAUGCAAUUAAAUAAUUACGUAUAGGAGUUCUUUUUAGAAAACAAAUCUCUAGGGAUGUUUAGGCCCAUUGGCUUAUAGUAAAGUAGGUCUAUAGACUCUGAGCUGGAGUUAAGUGUUGUUUUUGGGCUUUGGCAGCCAUAGUUCAUAAAAACUUAAUUUUACACCUUCACAUCAAAAAGCAAGCAUCUACAGCUUCAUUAAAGUGGGUGGAGCCUAACCCAGCUGUUACAGGGUGAAAGGCAUAGACAGCCACCAGAUGGCGAUAGCUGUGGUUGCAAAAAGACUGAAGUCUUGGAUAAGAGCUUCAUCUUGGGUAUGUUCAUUGGCUAAUGACUUGUGAUUGAAGUUGUUAGCCAAUGAGCAAGUGGUUUCGCACUUCGCACCCCUCCUUGUCACAUUCAGUUUUUUGAAACAAAGAUGGUGGUGGUGGAAAUGUUAAUCUCAAGGCUUCAAAACAAGACUUAAUCCAGUGGGUGACAUCGUGGUAGCUACAGCCGUCUUUAGUGCAAUGUAUGAUGAAAGCCAGGGUGGACAGGCGGCCGCUCUGUUACAGGGUCAACACAGCCAAAAAGUCACAGAAUAAAAUCCCCUUCAAAAUAUUCUGUUUUUCCUUUUUUCACAGAACAGCUCAUAUUUUCAUGUGAAGUAUUGACUCUUUUUUUUCACUCAGCUGCACCAUAGUGGUGCAGGCACCGCUAUGCAAACAUCAAACAUCAUCAGAAAUGUGAAAAAUGUAUUUUAUUCAUUUAAAUUCAAUUUAAAAAUACACAAAAUUGUAAAUGGGUUAAAAUGUACAACACAGUAAACUUAA